Molecule: messenger RNA, 855 nt
Organism: Paramecium sonneborni
Lineage: Eukaryota; Ciliophora; Oligohymenophorea; Peniculida; Parameciidae
Source: the annotation of a GenBank genome assembly
AUGUCAUAUUAAUUUGGGAUCAAUUAAUUAUAGAGUACAACAGUUCCAAAUGCAAAGUAUAAAACAAUUCUUUGCCGACACUAUUAAGGUAAGAGAAAUGAAUAUAUAAAAAAGCAACAAAAUAAUGUGCCAUAGGUUCAAAAUGUUAAUUUGCUCAUGGAAUAGAAGAAUAAAGACAAAUGAAUGGUAAAAGAUUUUUUAAAUGUGAUAAAAAGAUCCUUUGCCUGCUUCAGCACUUUCAUCAAUCACUACUGCACCUUAAAUUGCAACAAUCGAAUAGCAAUAAAAAAAUUAAUCACCUUUGUUUAAAAGUAUGGAAAAUGAAUUAAAUAAGUACCUUGUAAAUACCAUCAACUAAAUUUUUGUAAGAAUGGUUCAGGGUGCCAAUAUGUGCAUGGUAUGAAAUAUAUUAUUUUAAUUAAAAUAGAUUCUGAUGUACAAAUGCAACCCUAACAAUAAUAACAGCAGUAACAACAACAACAAUAAUAAUAAUAAUAAAUGUUAAUAUUAUAACAAUAACAGCAAUAAUAGCAGCAAUAACUAUAAUAGCAAUAACAGCAACAAUCAGUCUAAUCGUAAUAGUCAGUAGAUCCAAUGGCGGUAACCUUAAAUUAUAUCUUGAUGGAAAUGUAGCAAAUCUUUGUUUAAGAUGUGAGAUAAUAAAAUUAUAUCUAGGAUUUACAAUAAAAGAUAAGGUUUGCAACUGAAUAUGUGAGAUAAGGAAAUUUUACAUCAGCCUGUGACUAGAUUAAAACCAUAAUACACUCAUCAGACAGGACAGUUGAUGAAAUUCAAUAAUAUACAUUGUUAUAUAAUUAAUCAGUAGCAUAUUACAAAUAACUAUUAUAACAAUGA